CCUGCCUUCCUUUUUCUCCGCUCAAGAAAUGGACUAACUCGAGCUUACGUGUUUUUUCUUUCUGUCUUUCUUUGUAAAUUAACAGUUGUCACUCUACAAACCUCAUGAGCACUAAAGAGCUGUCUGUGUUGUGGAAUCCGGCUGAGAGCAGUUCUCCUUUUUGCUUCUGGUCAGAGUUGUAAUGGAGUGAAACUAAAAACCAAAUGCCAAAAUGGAAACCAGGCACCACACAGGGAAAUGGAAAAAGAUAUGUGUGCCAUACAUUUUAGUUCUGCUGACUGUUUUAAGGCAAUGUGAUGCUACAGAAGAGCAGAACAACUUUAACAACUCAGUGUCGUGUUUAGAGAACGAGUACUCACAUAAUGGAUUCUGCUGUGAUAAGUGUCCACCAGGAUUUAAACUAAUAGAGACGUGCCCAGGACAGGGUUUGAGGUCAGACUGCAGGAAAUGCAGCACUGGAACAUAUCAGGACAACAUGAACCAUUACCGAAACUGCUUUUCAUGCCGUAAACCAUGCGACUCGGAUUAUAAUGAAAUUGAGAUAAAACCAUGCACAAAUAAGCAAGAUAGAAUAUGCGGCUGUAAGAAAGGAUACUACAAAAAUGUAGUAGAUGAAAUUACAAUGUCAUGUUUAGCCUGUCGAAAGUGUGGAGACGGUGAAAGGGAGAUCAGCCCAUGUAAUGGGCAGACGAACACUGUGUGUGAUUGCAAAUAUAACCAUUACCGCGUGGCUAGAGGAAUCUGUGCACAAUGCAAAAACUGCAGUUCUAACUGUAUUGACCUGUGCUCACCUCAUGUCAAGACUACUAUGGACCCUAACAGUCAUACACCAGGUUCUCAUUUCCAGACAACAUUCAUACUUGUGGGAUUGUGUCUGUGUGCAGUAUUUGGUUUGUUGUGCAUAAUUUCUUUUUAUAAUGGAUUUAACCACUGGAAGAAGAGGAAGCAAACUCUGUACAGUGAAUCACCUGUGUCAUGUGACCCAGAGAAGCAAGUGGAAAAGAGAGAAACACAUACAUGCUUACAAAGCAAAGAGGAUGAAAGCAGCCUCUUAGCAGUUCAGACAGACUCCGUGCUACCUGAUUGCGUUCCCAGAGAGGUUAAAACUCAUGAGUUUAUUUACUUUGUGCUGGACAUUGUCCCGGUCAGUCGCUUUAAGGAACUGGUGCGUCGCCUGAAUGUCUCCGAGCAGGACAUUGACAGGGCAGAGAGAGAUAACCGAGCAUUUGCUGAUGCCCAGUACCAGAUGCUAAUGAUUUGGGUUGAAAGUGGCACUGGAGGAGGGAAAAGCGUCCUGCCACGCCCACUCCUUCAGGAAUGUGUGGACAGACUGAAGGAUAUGAAUUUGAAUUCUUGUGCAGAAAGCAUAGAGGACAAGUAUGCCUGAACUCUCACAUGUGGCACAUGGCCAAAAACACAUUCUUACCUUAUAAUUAAAUCAAGUAUGGAUACACAGUAAUUAUGAAAUUUUUUGAAAUUUCAGUCUAUUAUGUGUGUGCAAACUAUUUCAGCAGGGAUGCACAGACACUUUUAGUCUUAUUAAAUAGCAUUAUGGUUGUACUGCAGAGGUGCUAAGGUGAGAUGUUAAUGUUUUAAAGUAGAUACUGUAAGCCUGUUAUGUGCUGCUCAGCUUAGUAAAAUAUUUGUUCAUGACAAUGUAAUCAGUAGUGCAUUACAAAUCGGACAUGUUUUAAAGAAAAAGAAACCAUUCCCUAUUUUAAUUCAUUUUAAUAUUCUUAUCUGAGCAGCUCUGCAGAGUACAGAACCACACUAACAUUUUGGACAUAUGUUUGUACUGUUUUGUAAGUUUGUAGUAUUUCAUGCAUUACAUUUUAUAUGCACUGUUGAAUUUCAGUUUAGUUAACAUUGUGCAACAUUAAAAUCAUCUUAGUUUAAAAAAGAUCACUCAAGUGAUCUUUGGAUUGUUAAUGGUUCUAGCUUUCUAACAGGGUUCUACUUGGAACCUUUUGUGAAAGGGAAACAGUUCUACACUGUUUUAAACAUUAAAGGUUUUCAUAAGGGGCAAACAAAAGGUUUUAAGGUGUUAGACUGAACCUUUUGUUUUAAGUGGGCGCAUAAGCAAAAGCUUCAGCUUGUGUAUAGUUUAUGUGCUAUUUUAGGUUACAAGGCCCAGCUUUACUUCCGCAUUAAGAAAUCAGUUGAUUUCUCUUUCAGCUACUGCUUUGGUUACUGAAUUCAAUCUAAACAUUAUAAUAGCCUAUGAAACCUAUGAAAUAUAUGUAAAUCAUAUGAGUGCAUUAUAUGAGGUAAUGCUUUUGUAUUUUAAUUAUGAAAUCAACACAUAAAGAAGUAGGUUGACUAAAAAUCUAAUGUCAUGCUUUGGCAAAAGUAGUAAAAUGUUGCAGUGUGAGUUUACAGUUUACUGCAGAUGUGUGCUGUGUGGGGAAUUUUAAUUUGUUUUCAUGUGAUUUCAGAACUAAGAGAAAGUGAGACGGCAGCCAUUCAAAAAGUUAGAAACCUUUUAUAUUUUGUUAAAUUUUAUAAUAAGAGGCUUUUACUAAACGCCAAGAAUUGCCUUUAAGCAAUUCUGGGAUGUUUGCCAUGGCCUCAGACAUUUCAUUCAUUCAUCUUCAGUAACUGCUUUAUCCUGGUCAGGGGUCACGGUUGAUCUGGAACGUGUCCCGUGAACACUGUGUGGGAGGCUAGUCCAUUGCUGGGCUUCUAUUGGAUGCAUAAUUUAUUAAACCCUUCUAUUGUAGGCUGAAGAGAAAAAAUCUUCAGUCAAACUAUGGUCAACCUGAUGUAUAUAUUUUUUUUCUUCCUGAUGCUUAAUAAAAAUUUUUUUUAUUUA
This is a messenger RNA of Pangasianodon hypophthalmus (striped catfish), 2812 nucleotides long. RefSeq names its product tumor necrosis factor receptor superfamily, member 1a (gene tnfrsf1a). Gene Ontology annotation, biological process: signal transduction; inflammatory response. Bases 212 to 1387 code for a protein of 391 amino acids. Gene Ontology annotation, molecular function: tumor necrosis factor receptor activity; tumor necrosis factor binding. The record is from RefSeq and is a predicted model, not a curated record. NCBI's taxonomy places the organism in Eukaryota, Metazoa, Chordata, Actinopteri, Siluriformes, Pangasiidae. Gene Ontology annotation, cellular component: mitochondrion; membrane raft; signaling receptor complex. The transcript is spliced from 10 exons.